Pseudovirgaria hyperparasitica is the source of this 4638-nucleotide messenger RNA. Its product is annotated as phospholipid-translocating P-type ATPase. Lineage: Eukaryota; Fungi; Ascomycota; Dothideomycetes; Acrospermales; Acrospermaceae. Bases 1 to 4638 code for a protein of 1545 amino acids. The transcript is spliced from 4 exons. The record is from RefSeq and is a predicted model, not a curated record. Gene Ontology annotation, molecular function: ATPase-coupled intramembrane lipid carrier activity; ATP binding; ATP hydrolysis activity. Gene Ontology annotation, biological process: phospholipid translocation. Gene Ontology annotation, cellular component: plasma membrane.
AUGGCAGUCGACAAGUCACAACUUCCAGAGAGCGAGAGAUCGAAUCCUGUGAAACGGAUAAGAUGGGCAACGCAUCGAAUUCCGGGCGCAAAGGGUGAUCGAAAAAGGCAGUCGCUGCUGGCACGCCUACCAAUCCAUAGCCGUUCCGGGUCCAGCGAAAAGCACAAACGCGAUUCAAUGGGUAAAGACUCUGAAAAUGGGCAAACAAAUGGAGAGCAGUCAACUUCCGAUGAUCAGAGCGAGUCCGAUGGCUCUGUUGAGCAGCGUGCCAUCUUCUUCAACAUACCACUCCCCCCGAACGCUCGAGACGAAGAAGGCCACCCACUCGUCCGAUUCCCCCGAAACAAGAUACGAACAGCAAAAUACACACCUCUCAGUUUUGUACCUAAAAACCUAUGGUUCCAGUUUCACAAUAUCGCGAAUGUCUAUUUCUUAUUUAUUGUUAUAUUAGGGUUCUUUACCAUAUUUGGUGUAGAGAACCCUGGCCUAGCAGCUGUACCUCUUAUUGUUAUCGUCAUCAUCACCGCUAUUAAGGAUGCCGUAGAGGACUGGCGAAGAACAGUCCUCGACAUCGAGCUAAACAACGCCCCCGUUCACCGUCUAAUCGAUUUUAAUAAUGUCAAUUCUGCCGAAGAUCAAAUAUCCAUUUGGAGAAGGAUAAAAAAAGCGAGUAGCCGAGGAGUCACAUUCCUUUGGCGUAGGAUGAAAGCGCUCACGUCGAAGAAAGAGAAAGGGAAGUCCUAUGCAGAACGAGCUGUAGACCAAGGUCGUGCUUCGAUUGAUACUAAACGUGCCUCGAUGUAUUCACCCCGGGCCUCCUUCCAGGCACCGCGAAACGGAAAUAAUGACGACGACGACGGUAUCCAGAUGACUCCCGUGCCAUCGCCUUUGCAAGAAAACCAUCCGUUCCCACCAGCUCAAGACCAAAUAGGUAUCGCUAUCUCCGACCACGGCGGGCUACAUCCGGACACAGCAAAAGCUCAAUCGGAAACGCCGCAUACGCGCGCAAACAACCUCCAGCCUGCAAGGUUUUACGGUAGCCUCAUUGAUCCUCACAAACCCACUCCUGACAAAGCCCGCUUCAAGAAAGAUUACUGGAAGAACGUUCAAGUGGGCGACUUCGUUCGUUUGUAUAACGAGGACGAAAUUCCCGCAGAUAUAGUAGUACUUUCCACUUCUGAUACUGAUGGAGCUUGCUACGUGGAAACGAAAAAUCUGGAUGGGGAGACGAAUCUUAAGGUCCGGCAAGCUCUCCGCUGUGGACGCGAUGUCAAACACGCUCGGCAAUGUGAACAGUGCUCUUUCAUCAUCGAAAGCGAAGGCCCGCAGCCAAAUCUAUACUCGUACAGUGGCGUCAUUCGGUGGGAACAAAAAGAUAUACACGACCCACAAGCGCCGACGGUCGAAAUGGCAGAGCCAGUCACAAUCAACAACCUUCUCCUCCGUGGCUGUACCGUCCGCAACACUGAUUGGAUUGUCGGAGUGGUAGUAUACACAGGCGAAGAAACCAAGAUCAUGCUGAACGCCGGUAUCACUCCAAGCAAGCGUGCCAAAAUCUCGAAAGACCUAAACUGGAACGUCAUCUACAAUUUCAUAAUACUGUUCUUCAUGUGUCUGGUGGCAGGUAUCGUCCAGGGUAUAUUCUGGGCCAAAGAUGACACUUCUCACUCCCUCUUCGAGUUCGGCUCUUACGGAAAUAACAACGCGUCUCUGGACGGAACCAUCACCUUCUGGGCGGCACUCAUUCUCUUUCAGAAUCUGGUUCCUAUAUCACUUUACAUUACUCUGGAAAUCAUUCGUACACUACAGGCGGUGUUCAUCUACAACGACACCCAGAUGUACUAUGAAAAGAUAGACUACCCAUGUACACCAAAGUCAUGGAACAUCUCUGACGACCUUGGUCAAAUCGAGUACAUCUUCUCGGACAAGACAGGCACGCUGACCCAGAACGUCAUGGAGUUCAAAAAGGCUACAAUCAAUGGGGUUCCGUACGGUGAAGCGUACACUGAAGCCCAGGCUGGUCUCCACCGCCGACAAGGCAUUAAUGUAGAAGAGGAGUCUGCCCGCGCCAAGGAACAGAUCGCCAAAGAUCGUGUUAGAAUGAUCGGAGACCUGCGUCGCAUGCAUGAUAAUCCGUACCUGCGAGAUGAGGACCUCACUUUUGUUGCCCCCGACUACGUGGCAGAUUUGGCGGGUGAGGCGGGUGAAGAGCAAAGGCAAGCUAACGAACAGUUCAUGUUGGCUCUCGCUCUAUGUCACACCGUAAUUACCGAGCGAACUCCAGGUGACCCACCAAAGCUCGAAUUCAGAGCGCAGUCGCCUGACGAAGCUGCUCUUGUCGCUACGGCAAGAGAUUGUGGCUUCACUGUACUGGGGCAUACUACCGAUGGUAUCCUUGUUAAUAUCUUGGGUGAAGAGCGCGAGUACACAAUACUAAAUACACUCGAGUUCAACUCUACCCGGAAGAGAAUGAGUUCGAUUUUACGCAUGCCAGAUGGCAGGAUUGUACUUUUCUGCAAAGGCGCAGACAGCAUCAUUUAUUCUCGCUUGAAACGUGGCGAACAGCCUGAACUUCGUAAAGAGACCGCAGAGCAUCUCGAAAUGUUUGCUCGUGAGGGUUUACGUACUCUUUGCAUUGCAAUGCGAGAGCUUGAUGAAGACACGUACCAAGAGUGGAACAAGGAGCACGACCGUGCAGCAUCAGCAGUUGAAAACCGAGAGGAGAAAUUGGAGACGGUCGCUUCUGCUAUCGAGCAGGAGAUGACACUGUUAGGAGGUACCGCUAUUGAGGAUCGACUGCAAGACGGUGUUCCAGAUUCCAUCGCUUUGCUCGGCAAGGCCGGUAUCAAGCUCUGGGUAUUGACUGGAGACAAAGUUGAGACUGCCAUCAACAUCGGAUUCUCUUGCAACCUGUUAGACAACGACAUGGAUUUGAUCACUUUGAACAUUGAAGAUGGAACACUACAGACUGCAGAGGCUGAGCUUGACAUGCAUCUUCAGAAAUUCAAUAUGACUGGCUCAGAUGAGGAGCUUGCAGCGGCUCAGACCAACCACGAGCCACCUGAUCCUCGCCACGGCAUUGUAAUCGACGGGGACUCCUUGAAACUUGUUCUUGAUGAUAGUCUCAGGCAGAAAUUCCUUUUGCUCUGCAAACAAUGCAAGGCAGUGCUUUGCUGCAGAGUCAGUCCUGCCCAGAAAGCUGCCGUAGUGCGUAUGGUCAAGCACGGUCUCGACUGUCUAACGCUCGCCAUUGGCGAUGGUGCUAAUGAUGUUGCAAUGAUCCAAGAGGCCCACGUCGGUGUCGGUAUUGCAGGUGAAGAGGGCAGACAGGCCGUGAUGUCUUCCGACUAUGCUAUCGGGCAAUUUCGGUUCUUGACUCGGCUGGUCCUUGUGCACGGUCGUUGGUCAUAUAGACGUUUGGCCGAGACGAUUGCCAACUUCUUCUACAAGAACAUCGUUUGGGUCUUUGCUUUGUUCUGGUACCAGAUCUACGCACAAUUCGAUUGUUCGUAUGUGUACGAUUACACGUACAUUAUUAUGUACAACUUGGCGUUUACUUCACUACCUGUGAUCCUUAUGGGAGUACUUGACCAAGACGUCGAUGACAAAGUAUCGCUUGCUGUGCCUCAACUCUAUCGUAGGGGCAUUGAACGUCUAGAAUGGACGCAACCGAAGUUUUGGGCGUAUAUGCUAGACGGACUUUAUCAGUCUGUGAUCUGUUUCUAUAUGGUCUACCUACUGUUUGCACCUGCUACCUUCAACACCGAGAAUGGCCUCGGCUUGGACGACCUCAGGCGCCUGGGCGUUUACAUCGUGUCCAGUGCUGCAGUCUGUGUAAACCUCUACGUUCUCAUGAACACAUAUCGCUGGGACUGGCUCAUGCUCCUGAUUGUCUCAAUCAGCUGUCUGCUCAUUUGGCUUUGGACAGGCGCAUAUACCACGAGCACAUAUGCAUUCCAAUUCUACCACGCUUCACAGGUAUAUGGGAGUCUCAGCUUCUGGGCUGUCUGGCUUCUGAUCAUUAUCAUGGCUUUGUUGCCUCGAUUUCUUAUCAAGUCCAUUCAAAAAAUCUACUUCCCUUACGACAUCGACAUUGUACGGGAGCAGGUUCGCCAAGGGAAAUUUGACUACCUCAAAGAUGUCGAAGGGUAUAUACCACCCCCGCCGGACAAGGUACACUCUCAUUCCUCGAGCAAUGUUACCAAGUCGGCCAACCCUCCUCAGAGUGCCGUGGAUGAAGAUCAGCGACCAAUAUAUCCACCUUCCGUUGCCCCUACCGCCACGACGCACAACGCUCGUAGUCAAAAUGGAAGUGACUCUACCAACUAUAGCUUACCUGCUCAAAGGCAGUCGAUCGACUUCAGUCAGCAACAUCGACCGAAUUCUAUGAUCGUCGACGAGCGGUUAGCGAGAAUUCGAUCAUCCAUGGAUCGACCACGGCCGAGUUACGAUAGGGCAAGAAUGAGCAUGGAUCGCGUCAGACCAAGUUUUGAAGCCAACCGUGACUUCACAUCUGCUGCCAUGCUGACUCGUAUGGAAUCUAGCAAUUCCGGUAAUGUCCCAAUUCGCGGUCUGGGCGGCAAAGUCAGCAGGCUACGACAUGCUCUGAGCACCGCAUCGAAACGAUCCGCAACGUAG